UUCGAGGUCACGGCACUACGUUUACUGACGUAUAAGCAAACGUCCUACGCUGGACAACUUUCAAUGUAAAGUGUAAAGGUGCUAUUGAAAUGGGUUUUUUUUUGUUGUUGUUGUUGUGGUUUGGUUUUGUUGGUUUGUUUUAUUUUGUUUGAGGUUUUUUAUUUUUUUAUUAUUUUUUAUUUUUUAAGUCGUUUAUUGACCCUGGACACAAGCAUGGUAGUAUCAGGGUGUGAGCAAAUUAAUUAAACAUGUUGUUUUUUGUGUGUUUUUUUUUGUUUACACAGAUGAAAAUAAUGAGGAAUAUAAUCAUGUAAACGUGGAAAACUCAAAGAAACAAGAGCGACAAGGUAACUCGAUGUACCCGCCGCCCCCUCUCGAGUCUCAGCCUCGCCUCAAGACCCGCCCCGUAUUUAAAGAUUUACGACAGUUUAUGAGGCGUCCGGGCAGACCUAAAAAGACUACAGCAUCAACAUCAGACGGGGAGUUACCUACACCAACUACAAUAGAGGAAGAACACAACUUCAGUCCUGACGUCAGCAGCGACUUCACGGACUACAGCAGUGGGUAUCAGGGCAGCGGCGCCAAAUUCUCCAGUCAGGAAAUGAAGGAAGUCGAAGAAAUCAACGCCGUCAACGCUGUGGAAGAAAUGACUGGCGUCAACCACGUCAGUGACGUAAACGCCGCCGAAGAUAUCAACUUUAUGAGAGACAUGAACGAUAUUUACGCGGUGGUCAAACGGAAACGGAAGAAUCCGAAUAGAUACAGAUGCACGGACGGAAAUUUUCAUGACAGUACAACGGUACAUGAAUCGGAAGAGAGCGAGAACGAGCAAUCAGAUGACGUCAGAACAUCUGUAUUGUAAUUAUUUGUAUUUUGCGUUUAGUGUUCAGGCCCAUAGGAACCAGGAGGUGCCUCCACUUGAGGACGAAAAUGUUUUUAUUGUCAUAUAUUAUAAUAACUUUGUUAUUCUAUGUAAAUAAAUAUUUAACAUGUGGCUUGUCCUCCACCCCCUCCCCUCACCCCAGAGAGUGUGGCCCCAUGAACAGAUAUUGUGACACCACUCCCCAUAUCGUUCUUACGGACCUUUUUAUU
This is a messenger RNA of Gigantopelta aegis, 1092 nucleotides long. RefSeq lists its product as uncharacterized. Lineage: Eukaryota; Metazoa; Mollusca; Gastropoda; Neomphalida; Peltospiridae. The transcript has 3 exons. The record is from RefSeq and is a predicted model, not a curated record. The coding region runs from base 356 to 862 and encodes 168 amino acids.